AUGGCAAAUGAGACUCUAGAUCCCGAGGCCGAAUACGGCCGGCUUGCAUUUGACGCCUUCGCGUUGGAGAAAUGGGAUUACUCAGCCCCUACCACCAGUGACCAGAAGCAAUGGGAGCAGCUGGUUUACAAAUAUCUUGCCCUCAAGCCACUGGAACGCUUUCCUUAUCAUGACUCUCCGCUUCAGGGCAGUGACAGAGGCGACCUGCCGUCAUCAGAACAGAUAAGGCGCGUUCUUGCGCCGCGCCAGACAUUGCAGGAGCGUAAAAUCAGCGCUCACACCGAGGUAGACGCGCAAGGCGUGCUCGACGACGCUAAUUUGUACGACUUUGGCCCCGACUGGUCUCGCAUUCUCGUCCGGAUCCCAGAACUUUGCGAUGUGCUCCGUGGCAGCGUUGAGGAUGAUUAUGUGCGUUGCAUCAGACAGGAAGGCGAAGCUGAGGACGAGAUGGAUCUGAUAGAUAUCCGUGUUGUGACACGACUUUACAUCGCGGACGAUCAAGCUUUACGUGAAGGAAGGGUCAAGAUCUUCUGGCUAGAUUCGCACGGCAACUGCGUCUGGCACAACAAGAUCAAACCUAGCAGCCUGAUGGAAUUUACAGGGGCCAUGUUUGAUGCGCCGACACUUUGUGAUGCGCUAUCCUGGGUUGAGGGUGAUCCUGAGGGGUCCAAAUUUGAAAAGGGGGCAGAGCUUCUCUUCCCGUGAUUCUGGUUAUAAGUACACGCAACCAGGUCCCUGUAUUUAAGCCACACUGGUGUCUAUUAAUGUAUCCUCCUCUAACCG
Molecule: messenger RNA, 783 nt
Organism: Phialemonium atrogriseum
Lineage: Eukaryota; Fungi; Ascomycota; Sordariomycetes; Cephalothecales; Cephalothecaceae
Exons: 4
Coding region: 1-705 (234 amino acids)
Source: RefSeq, a predicted model, not a curated record